AUGGUGAUAAAAGACAUUAUUACUAACUACGCCGCUAUCAAAGAAAUCAAAUACCUGAAAACCCCACCCUCAUACAACGAGUUUUUAGAAAACCAUUUGUUUCCUAAUGUACCAGUGUUAAUUGGGCCAGAGUUGACGGCUAGUUGGCGUGCACGGAAAGAGUGGGUAGUUGAGGAUAAAGAAAAUGAAAAAAAACAUGGGAGCCAAAAAUCACGCCCAAAUUUUGAGUUUCUUAUUUCCAAAUUUGGAGAUGCAGAAGUAUGCGUAGCUGAUUGCUCCCAACGAUAUUUCACUGAUCAAGUCAGAACAACUAUGUUAUUUAAAGAUUUUAUUGUUAGAUGGAGGGAAACAUCAUCCUCUUCUGACUCUGAAACAAAAAAUCCAUUGCUAUAUUUGAAAGACUGGCACUUCGUAAAGGCUUUUCCUGAAUACAAUGCUUAUGAAAUUCCAUCGAUUUUCAAAGACGACUGGAUGAAUGAAUUCUGGUUAUCACACACAAAUGACGAUUAUCGCUUUGUAUAUAUGGGUGGAGACCAAACAUUCACUCCAUUUCAUUGCGACGUGUAUCAUUCCUGUUCAUGGUCAUCAAACAUUUGCGGAACCAAGAAAUGGACAUUAUUUCCACCGGGUCAGGAAUCCUUGUUCAAAGAUAAUUUGGGAAACAUGAUCUAUGAUGUACGUCAUCAUGUUGAUGAAGAUCAGGAUCCCGAGAUAAAUAACGGAGAGAAAGACACCAUAUCCAAAAAUCAAUUUCCAAAUUUUAAGAAAGCACAUCGAAUUAUAGUUUACCAGAAUGCUGGCGAGACGCUUUUUGUUCCAUCCUCAUGGUAUCACAUGGUCGAGAAUAUUGGUGAUUGUAUCUCGAUAAAUCAUAAUUGGGCACAAUCUACAGCUCUUCCGUUUUUGUAUGAAUCACUGAAUACGGAUCUGGCAGAGGUGGAAAACGCGAUACGUGAUUUGAAAAGUGAGAUGGAUGAGUUGGAAUUUGUCGGGACAUGUCAACGAUUGUUGUUGACCAAUUCAGGAUGGGAUUGGGUCGUGUUUUGGAGAUUGAUUUCUUGUGUUUCUUUUAGACUUGUAAAAAAUUACUACGAUAUUCACGAGAAGAAUAAUAAGGAGGAUACAGCAACAACUAUCCAUCAUCAUAACCAGUCAUGGGAAAUACCACCACCUUCAUUACAACCACCACUAGUACUCAUUUUUCAAAUUUUGCAUAAUGUGAUUCAUGAUUAUUUGGAUCAACCGUUUGUCAAGCAGUAUUUAAUUGAACAAUUCAAAUCCGAACAAAGUGAAGAAAAAAUAUUUGGUAUAUUACACGAAAUCGAUAAGAUAUAUUCAAAAUUAAAACAAUAG
Molecule: messenger RNA, 1353 nt
Organism: Ambispora leptoticha
Lineage: Eukaryota; Fungi; Glomeromycota; Glomeromycetes; Archaeosporales; Ambisporaceae
Source: the annotation of a GenBank genome assembly